UGAAACUAGAACUUCAACGCUUGUUUGGCAAUUAUUGUUAAUUUAAUUUAUUAAAAAUAUUUUACACACUUUAUUAGAGGAAAUUUUCGGAACAGCGAAUACCAGAGGACAGGCAUCCACACGAAAUGGAGGAGCUGCGCGGGAACGAGACACGCGAGUCCUUCGUGGGCGACUACAAGCUGCAAGGCCAGUUCGACAAGGGCACCUUCGGAGACAUCUACCUGGCCACAUCUCUGUACACCGGCGAGCGCUGUGCCGUCAAGAUGGAGAAGGCGGGCAUAAAGUACCCACAGCUGGCCUACGAGUAUCGCGUGUACAAGGCAAUCCGACCGGCCUUGGGGCUGCCUUACAUCCACUACUUCUGCGAGGAGGACGAAUAUUGCGCGCUAGUCAUGCAGCUGCUGGGACCAUCGCUAAGCUAUUUGUUCGAGUUCUGCAGUCGAACGUUUACCAUGAAGACCGUGCUGAUGCUGGCGGAUGAGAUGCUUUCGCGCCUGGAGUAUGUGCACGGGCGCGGCUUUGUGCAUCGCGACAUCAAGCCGGAUAACUUUCUGAUCGGCCGCGACACUACAUGCAAGCGGGUGCAUCUGAUAGACUUCGGCCUGGCCAAGAAGUACUGGGACCCCAUUACCCAUGUGCACAUACCCUAUCGGGAGAACAGCUGCCUGACGGGCACAGCGCGCUAUGCGUCCAUCGCUGCGCACGAGGGCCUGGAGCAGUCGCGCCGCGAUGAUCUGAUCUCCGUUGGCUAUGUGCUCCUAUAUUUCCUACGGGGCAACCUGCCCUGGCAGGGUCUGGUGGCCAGCACCAAGCAUGAGAAAUACCAGGCCAUCUACGCGAUGAAGUGCUCCAUUAGCAACGAGGUGCUCUGCCAGAACUAUCCCAGCGAGUUUACCAUGUACAUGAACUACUGCCACAAGUUGAGCUUCGAUGCCAAGCCGGACUACAACAAGCUGCGCAAGAUGUUCCGUCAGCUGAGCAUCAAGCUGUACUUUAAAAACGAUCAGAUCUUUGACUGGGAGAGACUUACUUUGGAGUUUCAUGGCAACCAGAAAAAUCCUGGCGUGGGUCAACGGGUGUAUCCGGCUAAGUGCCGGCCGGAUGAUGCACUAAGUGGUCAUCCAAUUAUACGCGACGACAAAGCCAUUGGAUUUAGCUAAGGUAAAUGGAGCUAGUUCCAAAAAUCCUGAACUAGUUCCAAAAUACGUGAACUAGUUCCAAGAAUUAUGAGCUGAUUCCAAAACACGUGAAUUUAUUCCAAUAUUUGUAAACUAGUUGCAAAAUUUGUGAACUAGUUCCAAAAUUUGCGAACUAGUUCGUCAAAAAUAUUAACUCAUUUUAAGCUAGCGGAGGUUAUUCGGCAACCAACUAGUGCCAAAUGAUUCGACAUGAAGUAUGGUUCCAGAAUUAUCCGUAAUAGACAACUAAAUUGUAAAUAUAUUGUAAUGUAUGUGAACCAAUUUAAAUUUUCAUAAAAGAUUGUGAACUGGUUCCAAUUGUACACUGGUCCAAGCAAGCUAGUUCCAAUUAAAUAUUUUACAAUAAUUCCAAUCACAAAUGUU
This is a messenger RNA of Drosophila hydei, 1562 nucleotides long. Its product is annotated as casein kinase I. Gene Ontology annotation, cellular component: nucleus; cytoplasm. The transcript has a single exon. Lineage: Eukaryota; Metazoa; Arthropoda; Insecta; Diptera; Drosophilidae. Gene Ontology annotation, molecular function: protein serine/threonine kinase activity; ATP binding. The record is from RefSeq and is a predicted model, not a curated record. Gene Ontology annotation, biological process: peptidyl-serine phosphorylation; signal transduction. Bases 126 to 1160 code for a protein of 344 amino acids.